AUGUCGCCCACAACCCUCACCCGCGCCCUGCGCUUCAACCCUACCGCCAUCACCAAAUUCACAUCAUCUGCAACCUCGUCCUCUAGCUCCGCAUCCCGAUUCUUCACCUCCAGCUCCUCGUCCGCGCGCCAAUAUUCCUCGAUUAGAAAUGCCUUUGCUCGAACCCGUUUUGCGGGAAAGCAAAAGAGAUUUCAGAGUACCGAAGCGGCUGCCGCAACGGCGACGGCCCAGGUUAGUUGGUUUAAGAGGAUGUGGGAUAGUCCUAUUGGGUUGAAGACGGUGCAUUUUUGGGCUCCUGUCAUGAAGUGGGCACUCGUCUUAGCCGGUAUUUCCGAUCUUGCUCGUCCCGCCGAAAAGCUCUCUCUUACCCAAAACGCCGCUCUCACUGCUACCGGUAUCAUCUGGACCCGAUGGUGCUUAAUCAUCAAGCCAAGAAACGUCCUCCUCGCAACCGUCAACUUCUUCCUCGGCAUGGUCGGAAUCGUCCAAGUAACUCGUAUCCUCUUACAUCAACGCAGCGAAAAGAACAAGCCCCUCGCCGAUAAGGCGGCCGAGGUGGGUCAUGAUGUUAAGGGAAAGGUCGAGAAUGCUAUUAAAUCAUAA
Molecule: messenger RNA, 603 nt
Organism: Sclerotinia borealis F-4128
Lineage: Eukaryota; Fungi; Ascomycota; Leotiomycetes; Helotiales; Sclerotiniaceae
Source: the annotation of a GenBank genome assembly